AUGGGCAGAAGAAGGUUCAAGAGGAAUUUGACAUAGACAUGGACGCGCCAGAGACAGAGCGGGCGGCUGUGGCGAUACAGUCCCAGUUCAGGAAAUUCCAGAAGAAAAAAGCGGGGUCCCAGUCUUAGUAGCUACCUCACAGCUUAAAACAAAGUAAUCCUGUUGUCAAGAAAAUCAGAAGUAAUACAAAGAUGCAUGUACAGAAAUGAUCCAUAUUUAAAACCCCAUUGGCAGAUAACAAACCAUGAGCUUGUGUGUGACUCUAUCCCAGAUGUUUCACGCCCAUUAUCUUCUGUAACUCACCAUUUUACUUGAUGUUAUAAUAAAAAGCUAGGGUGAAGUAAUUAAAGUGUCUGCCUUCAUCUGUCUUUGCAUAUUAAUCUAUCAACUGCAGCGUUACAAAUGAACCCAGCCCAGAUGCCUGUUUUCCUCUUCAUGUAAAGCUUGGAGACAUAACAGCACCGUAUGUUACAAGGUUUUUGCUGAGAGAUGAGAGCACACAUCGCAGCCCUGCUUACCUCAUUUGGAGAAUUCCAGCUGCCAGACAAAUGUGACAAUAAAAUUACCUUCUUGCAAUGAGCUGAAAGUAAAAA
Molecule: messenger RNA, 593 nt
Organism: Merops nubicus (carmine bee-eater)
Lineage: Eukaryota; Metazoa; Chordata; Aves; Coraciiformes; Meropidae
Gene: PCP4
Product: Purkinje cell protein 4
Exons: 1
Cellular component (GO): cytoplasm
Molecular function (GO): calcium ion binding; calmodulin binding
Source: RefSeq, a predicted model, not a curated record